Molecule: messenger RNA, 401 nt
Organism: Paramecium sonneborni
Lineage: Eukaryota; Ciliophora; Oligohymenophorea; Peniculida; Parameciidae
Source: the annotation of a GenBank genome assembly
UAAAUAUUAAUUGAUAUUAUUUAAUCCAGAUGCAUAAAUUUGAUACAAUAUAAGGGAAACUAUUCUAUACAGUUUAUAUGAUGCAUUAAUAAAGACAGAUUGACACAAAAUAGAAGGGGAAAUUAAAAGGUAUGGAAAAGUGUGUAUGUAGAAUUGUAGACUUAAUCAUUUAAAAACAUCCAUCUUUGAAUAAAAUAGAAACUGACAACACUAUGAUAGCAAGACGUAGUUUGCUUGAUCUUGCAGAAAUAGAAGAAGAGGAUAAAGAUAAAUAGAAAGUAGAAAAGAAAAGACCUAUAGCAAUACGACCAAUUUUAACAAAUAGUAAAUACAAAUAAUCAAGUCGAUCUUUGAUGUCAUCUCCUUAACGUAAAUGAAUGUAAAUAAAUGUUAUCAUUGCC